This is a messenger RNA of Entamoeba invadens IP1, 1647 nucleotides long. Its product is annotated as amino acid transporter, putative. Gene Ontology annotation, molecular function: transmembrane transporter activity. The transcript has a single exon. The record is from RefSeq and is a predicted model, not a curated record. NCBI's taxonomy places the organism in Eukaryota, Evosea, Mastigamoebida, Endamoebidae. Gene Ontology annotation, biological process: transmembrane transport. Gene Ontology annotation, cellular component: membrane. Bases 1 to 1647 code for a protein of 548 amino acids.
AUGGAUGAUACGCCCGACAUAUACACCUCUCCAAAAAUUAUUACCGAAGCGCAAGAAACGCCCUCCGCUCCUCAUUCCGCAGUAGAUUUAAAUACUCCACCUAUUAAAAUUAAAGCUCUUGGAACAGUUAAAUUGACUGGACUACUCUUUAUCGCAGUAGUUGGUGGAGCGUAUGGAGCAGAACCAAUGGUCCAGUCAGCAGGUCCACUGGUUUCGACUAUAAUAAUGAUCACUUGUUCUCUCUUGGUGAUGUUACCAAUCUGUUUGAUAACAGCGGAGUUAUCAGCGGCUGUUCCAGGCUGUGGUGGGAUGGUAGAUUGGGUCACUUGUGCCACAACACCUUUUGCCAAUUUUUUCACGAUGUUUGCGACUAUUAUAUCGCUCAUCGGAGCAACCAUAGACAACGCUGUGUACCCAACACUCUUCAUUGGGUACUUGACUGAAAAGGUUCCCGAGCUUCAGUGGUGGGCGACAUUACUCAUUAAAUUUGCAGUGACUUCUGUCGCAACGUUCUUGAAUAUCAUUGGCGUCGACAUCAUUGGCAAAAUUAGUGUGUUGUUUACAAUAUGUGUGUUAUUCCCAUUUGUGGUGUUUGUCUGCUUUGGUGUGUUCAGUCCUGAUGCGCACUGGAGCAACUUAAUUGACACUUUACCAUUCAAAGAGAUGAAUUGGUCACUGUUGAUAUCGGUGUUGUUUUGGAAUAUCAAUGGAGUGGAUGGGUGUGGCAACAUAUCUGAAGAAGUGAAAGAGCCCAAGAGGACUAUUCCAAGGUCUAUGACGUUAUUAGUUAUUAUGACAGUGAUGACAUAUAUUAUUCCAUGUAUGGUAGGGACGAUUCUAGAUGACAAUUGGAGUCAGUGGGUAGAAGGAUCUUUUGUAUCGUUGUGUGGGAAGAUAUCACCCGAGUGGGUAGCGAAGACUUUACCGUGGUUAAUGUUUUUGGGAGGGCUUGUCAGUUCGUUGGGGUAUUUAUUAACACUUUUGUGUACGGCUUCGAGACUUUUUCAAGGGUUCAUCGACUUGGACUUCCACCCGUUUCUCACGAAGACACUUGGGCAUGUCAAUAAACGAUUUAAUACCCCCGACGUAGCUAUUAUUCUGCAAGGCGUCUUAAUUUUCAUCUUAUCAGCUUCAAUGGAUUUUGAUGAGUUGGUUGGUGUUGACUCGGCGUUUUAUGCGAUUCGUGUGCUGUUCAUAUGUGUGUCGUACGUCAUAUUACGUUUCAGAUACCCCACGAUGAACAGACCAUAUAUGUUUGGCUCCAAUUUAGUGAUGGCGAUGGUCUUUGCAACACCUCCUAUUGUGUUUUGUAUUUGUUGCUGCAUAUUAGGGUUAUUGUCUUCGACCGUGACCAUCAUCUUGGGUGGAGUCUUGUUGAAUGUGGUGAUGAUUGCUUCAAUUUUCUUCUAUUGGUUCUUCCCACACGAAUUCAAAUUACAUGACGCUGUACAAGGGCUCUUUGCAAACUUUGGAGAGGAAGAAGAUGUGAUUGACAAGAUAAAGAGAGAGAACAAGAUGAAAGAAGGCACUAUAGCUAUUGAAAAUCAGAACGAACCGAACAUUGGGUAUUCAAUGAGUACAGAAAGUGGGUCGAGUGAGACUUCAAGUAAUGCUGGCAGUUUGAAAGAGGCGAUUAUCACCCCAUAA